This is a messenger RNA of Eptesicus fuscus (big brown bat), 1245 nucleotides long. Its product is annotated as nucleolar and spindle-associated protein 1-like. The coding region runs from base 1 to 1245 and encodes 414 amino acids. Gene Ontology annotation, biological process: mitotic cytokinesis; mitotic chromosome condensation; establishment of mitotic spindle localization. Gene Ontology annotation, molecular function: microtubule binding. Lineage: Eukaryota; Metazoa; Chordata; Mammalia; Chiroptera; Vespertilionidae. The record is from RefSeq and is a predicted model, not a curated record. The transcript has a single exon. Gene Ontology annotation, cellular component: microtubule; mitotic spindle; nucleolus.
AUGACCAUCCCCUCCCUCGAGGAGCUGGACUCCUUCAAGUACAGUGACCUGCAGAACUUAGCCGAGAGUCUGGGCCUCCAGGCGAACCUGAGGGCAGACAAGAUGCUAAAAGCCUUGAAAGCCCACCAGAAAGGAGAAGCAAGAAAAGAAAAUGGAAAUCCCGAUGAAAGUCAAACUUCUGCAUCCUCUUGUGAUGAGACCGAGAUGCAGAUCAGCAGUCAGAAACAAGCUGAGUGGGAACCAGCUGGCCAUGUCACCAAGAAAAGGAGAAGGCGCAGGACUGUCCACAGCAAUCCUGACUCCCAGCAGGAUCAUUCAGAGAUAAAAACAAGUGAUCCCACUGAGUUCCAGAAUCAAGAAAAACAGGAAAACCAGGCUCUCAGACCUGUUGCAGAAGUUCCAUCUCCACCAGAUGAGAGACAAGGAAACGAGAAUGCAGUGUCCUCGGGAAAUAGUGGAAUAAAUGGUAAUGAAGAUUCAAAGGUACCUUCAGAAAGAAAGAAGUCUGUCUACACAGAUGCGUUUUCCAAAUCUGGAAAAAAUAAAAGAAUUGCAAUCACUACUCCAAACUUUAAGAAGCUUCAUGAGGCCCAUUUUAAGGAAAUGGAGUCCAUUGGUCAAUAUAUUAAGAGAAAAAAGAAAAAUUUUGAACAACACAAUUCACUUAAUGAACUGAAGAAGCGGUCCAUAACUAAGGAAGUGGUGGCAACUCCAGUGGGUCUCCAAGGAAGAUUCUCUAUGGCUUGUACUCCCUCAAGCCAGCAGCACUCACAAGGCCUGGCCCAGGGUGCUGCAGAUCUGAGCACCUUGUAUAUGAAGGGGUCGGUCAAACGUUCCACUCUCUCAGCAACUAAAAUGAAUGUCAGGUUUUCAGCUGCUACUAAAGAUAAUGAAUAUAAGUGUUCACUGACUAAGACUCCGGCCAGAAAGUCUCCACAUGUGUUCAUAUCUGGAAAUACCCCAAAAGGCCAGGCUGUGCUUGGGACAAACAAGUUAAAGACCACAAAGGGGGGUUCUGCUACAGUUAUUACCCCAUUCAAGUUUUCAGCUGAAGCAGCACAGACUCCAGUCUCCAACAAGAAACCAGUGUUUGAUCUCAAAGCAAGUUUGUCUCGUCCCCUCAACUAUGAGCCACACAAAGCUUUCAAAGGAUCCCAGGCUGCUGGGAACCGCCGGUCCAACAACUGGGAUGUUCAUUGGCCAGAUGUCAUUGAGCAUAUAUUAAAGUAUUCUUACACCUAUUAA